GCUGUUGGACGUGCUGUUGCGCUGUCGCCACACCUGAAGAAUAAAUUAAUUCCAAUUGGAUUUUAAGGUGUAUUUGGUAGUUAAAUGUGAUUAAAAGUGAACCAUUUUGCCCCAUUUUGGUGUAAAAAAAGGGGUUUUAGUGUGAUUUCUGUGGAAAUUAGGGGUGAAAUUGAUCACCAUCAAGUGUCGGUGUGUGUCGCGUUUUUUUCUCAUCAGACAGGUGUUGUUCUGUGUGAGUGUUGCCGAAGAAAGAGCCAAUAAAGGUGCAAGACGAAGGAGUGGGGCAAGAAAAAGCACUAAAAUUAAUAGAGCCAGAGCUUGAGUGAAUUAAACACACCAACACAGGGAUAAUUGCCAGCAAGUUUCUUCUCGGCGGCUUCCUCCGCGAGAAGAUCUCAGCGAGUACAUUGCACCGCGGUGGUCAGGAUUAGUGGCCACACUUUACUACAUCUACAUAGCUUCUUCACCAUCUUUCCACAGCUAAUGAAAAUCAUGAGGAUAUUUGUUCUGUGGAGUUAGAGGGUCCGGCUCGUUCAUUUUCUUUGAGGGAACGAGAAUGCCGACAGCGGGAUGUGACCGUGGAAGUUUCCUCCUCGGGAUUGUCUUCCUGAUCACGGCGAUUCAUCUCACAGCUGCAUACCUGGUCGUUGUGGAUGAAUUGGCACCACCCGGAACGAUCAUCUUCAACGCUUCCGUCUACAAAUUAGGCUCAGAGCGGCACUACAAGAUCAACACGCACAGAAGUGCCAAUUUUGUCCAUCAUCUCCUGGCCGUUGAUAACAAAAAUGGUCAGAUUCGCCUCAAGAAGUCCCUCUCAUGCGAUGGGAUCUACUACCCAAAUCUCUUCACCUUCUACGUGGAUUCCACAUCGAAUAUGCUUCGUAGCAUUGACUACUACAGCCUCCCAUUGAGGGUGUUUGUUUCGGGACGCGAGUGCAACGACGAGAGGCGCCAAGAGCUCUUUGGGAGAACCUUCGAAGAGGACGAUCACUUCCGGGAACGACGAAGCUACGAUGAUGAGGAAUUCAGGAGCUACGGCGAAUAUCUCGGACACAAUUUUCAUUUCUACAAAAAUGACUUUCCCUGGAUGUUUCGUACAGCUGACGCCAAUACAACAACCUACAGAACAUUCCGCGAAGGGGAUGUCCUCUUCGAUAGCCAGGCGUCCAAUAAUGCUCGUCAUGAGAUAAUAAACCGGAAACGGCGGCACCUCGAAGAGAGUCUCGAUCAGAGGAUGCACAGAAAGAUUGCCGAUGCAAAGCAAUGGAUUUCCGAGACUUAUGCAUCCUAUGCCAUUCACAAUGCGGACAAAUGGAACAAGAUCUGCCUGAAGAGAAGCCAAUUCAUCAACUCCCUCAGCUCCUUCCUUCCCAAAUCCAUUCAACAAUCCUGCAAGGUCACCUUCCUGGAUGUUGGUGAUGAAAGAUUCAAAAUUGAACAGCAAAAUGGGGAUCUUGUGGCAAGUCGCGAUCAUUGCAUCUUCGAACCAAUGUGGAAGGUUAUUGUCACCCUCAGUGUUCGGUGCAAUCGAAUGGAUCUUGUGGAUGCCGAUCACAGGCUUAAGAUUGUCUACCAUCAUCAGGAAUUCAAUGACACAGACAUCGCCAAGCGUGUUCGGAGAGAGCUCAGGAAUCAAAGUCCCUACUUUGAGCAGGCUCUCUACCUUGCCUCUGUGCUGGAGGAGCAACCACCAAAUGCAAUUGUGACGACGGUUAGAGCAAGAGAUCCAGAGGAUUCUCCUGUUGUCUACUCAAUGGUCUCCCUGUUGGAUUCACGAUCACAAUCAAUGUUCAAAGUGGACUCAAGGACGGGAAUUGUGACAACAGCAACAAGCCUCGAUAGGGAACUCAUGGAUGUCCAUUACUUCCGUGUUGUGGCGACUGAUGAUAGUUUUCCACCACGAUCAGGAACAACGACGCUUCAGGUGAAUGUGCUGGACUGCAAUGAUCACGCUCCCACGUUUGAGGCUGAGCAAUUUGACGCCUCCAUCCGCGAAGGUGCCACAGUGGGCUCCACCGUCAUCACACUGCGUGCCACAGAUCAGGAUUUCGGGAAGAAUGCGGAGAUUGAGUAUGCCAUUGAGAGUGUCACAGGCGGUGGGGUCACCACACACGAGCAGGACGCUCAAACGUUCCGGAUUGAUGGGCGGAGUGGCGUAAUCUCCACACGGAGUGCACUGGAUCGCGAAACAGCGGAAGUGUACACGCUCAUCGUGAGCGCCACGGACAUGGCGUCGCCGCAGAGCGAGAGGAAGUCCGCCACGGCGACGGUGGUGGUGAAGGUGCUCGAUGACAAUGACAACUAUCCGCAAUUCAGCGAGAGAACCUACACGAUCCAAGUGAGUGAAGAUCAAUGGGGCGACAACAACGUCGUGGCUCACAUCAAAGCCACCGAUGCUGAUCAGGGCAAUAAUGCGGCGAUCAGGUACGCUAUUAUUGGUGGCAAUACACAGUCCCAGUUCUCAAUUGAUUCCCUGAGCGGGGAUGUGACGCUCGUCAAGCCGCUUGACUAUGAGAACGUUCGAAGCUACAGGCUGGUUAUACGUGCCCAGGACGGUGGAAGUCCUUCACGGAGCAACACAACGCAAUUGCUGGUGAACGUUCUCGAUGCCAAUGACAACGCUCCACGUUUCUACACAUCGCAGUUUCAGGAGGCAGUCCUCGAGAGUGUUCCCGUUGGCUACAACAUUGUACGCGUGCAGGCGUAUGACUCUGACGAAGGUCAGAAUGCCGAAAUAACGUACAAUAUUCUCGAGAGGGAGGACAACUUCCCUCUUGCUGUGGAUCCCCGAACAGGCUGGGUUCACACAAUUCGGCCACUUGACAGGGAAGAUCAGUCGCGGUAUAGCUUCCAAGUUGUUGCAAUGGACGGGGGAGUACCACCAAAAUCAGCCAGUACAUCCGUUGUUGUGACUAUUCAGGAUGUCAAUGACAACGAUCCGGUAUUCAGUCCAAAGUACUACGAAGCAACAAUUGGAGAGGAUCAGCCGUUGGGAACUCCAGUAACGACGGUUACUGCAACGGAUCCUGAUGAAGAUUCCAGGCUGCACUACGAACUCUCAUCAGGGAAUACAAGAGGACGUUUUGCUAUAACAAGUCAAAAUGGAAGGGGUUUGAUAACAAUUGCCCAACCCCUUGACUACAAGCAGGAACGUCGAUUUGUUCUCACGGUAACAGCCACUGAUUCAGGAGGAAGAACCGACACAGCCACAGUUAACGUCAACAUUACAGAUGCUAAUAAUUUUGCUCCUGUGUUUGAGAAUGCUCCGUAUACGGCUUCGGUGUUUGAAGAUGCUCCAGUUGGGACUACGGUGCUGGUUGUUUCAGCUACAGACAGUGAUGUAGGGAUUAAUGCUCAGAUCACUUACACACUAAACGAUGAGACUGUUAAUGGUUUGGGUGCAUCGGAGCCCUUCAAUGUUAAUCCCCAAACAGGAGCCAUUGUUACGAAUGCUCCACUCGAUCGGGAGACAAUCAGCGGGUACCUGCUCACGGUAACGGCAAAAGAUGGAGGAAAUCCGUCAUUAAGUGACACAACAGAUGUUGAGAUAACAGUUACGGACGUUAAUGACAAUCCUCCUGUGUUCAAAGUUCCCGUCUAUCAGGCUUCAAUUCCUGAAGAUGCCCUAAUUGGAACGUCUGUUAUUCAGAUUGCUGCAACAGACCUAGAUCAGGGGAUAAACGGUCGCAUAAAAUAUGCUCUGAGUGACAAAGACAAAGAAGACGGAUCAUUUGUGGUUGAUCCUACGUCAGGGAUUAUUAGAACGAAUAAAGGACUCGACAGAGAAAGUGUUCCAGUUUAUCAUCUCACUGCCAUUGCUGUUGAUCGUGGAACGCCUGCUCUUAGUAGUUCUGUUGAAGUACAAGUCAGACUGGAAGAUAUCAACGAUUCCCCGCCGACAUUUGAAUCCGACAAGAUCACGUUGUACGUUGCUGAAAACUCUCCUGUUGGAUCUGUUGUUGGAGAAAUUCACGCUCAUGAUCCCGAUGAAGGAGUCAAUGCUCUUGUUCAGUACUCCAUUAUAGGUGGAGACGACUCUAACUUCUUCAAUCUCGUUGUUCGUCCGGGAUCUGAAAGAGCUCAGCUGGUCACCCUCACGGAACUAGACUAUGAAUCUCCCAGGAAGAAGUUUGAGCUUGUUAUUCGAGCUGCAAGUCCUCCUUUGCGCAAUGAUGUUCACGUUGAAAUCCUCGUAACAGAUGUCAAUGACAAUGCUCCGGUAUUAAAGGACUUCCAAGUUAUCUUCAACAAUUUCCGAGAUUGCUUCCCUGCUGGGGAAUUUGGGCGAAUUCCAGCUUUUGAUGCUGAUGUCACAGACAAGUUGAACUAUAAGAUCCUUUCGGGGAACAAUGCAAACCUCGUAAGACUGAAUUCAUCAACGGGUGCAUUGACUUUGAGCCCUCAGCUCAAUACGAACGUGCCUAAGUUUGCAACAAUGGAGGUUUCCGUAACAGACGGGAUCAAUGAAGCUAAAGCAAUAAUGCAACUUGUUGUACGACUAAUUACUGAGGAUAUGCUCUUCAAUUCAGUGACUGUAAGACUCGAUGAGAUGACGGAAGAGGCUUUCCUUUCGCCUUUGCUCAAUUUCUUCCUUGAUGGACUUGCAGCAAUAAUUCCCUGUCCGAAGGAGAAUAUCUUCAUUUUCUCAAUUCAAGAUGAUACAGACGUGAGCGCUAGAAUUCUAAAUGUUAGCUUCUCAGCUAGACGUCCAGAUCUCUCGCAUGAAGAGUUUUACUCACCGCAGUACCUUCAGGAGAGGGUUUAUCUCAAUAGAGCUAUCUUGGCACGGCUAGCAACAGUUCACGUGCUUCCAUUUGAUGAUAAUAUUUGCGUACGAGAACCAUGUCUUAACUACGAAGAGUGCUUAACUGUACUCAAGUUUGGGAAUGCAUCAGGCUUCAUACAUUCAGACACCGUCCUGUUUAGGCCCAUAUAUCCCGUCAAUACGUUUGCAUGUCGCUGCCCUGAAGGCUUUACUGGAAGUCGCGAACAUUACCUCUGUGACACAGAAGUCGAUCUCUGCUACUCGGAUCCAUGCAAAAAUGGAGGAACUUGCGUGAGGCGUGAAGGAGGCUACACGUGCGUCUGUACGGACGACUAUACUGGCCCAGAUUGCGGUGUUGACGUCAAAUCCCUGCCUCCGUGUACAACGGAAGUCUGCGAAGGAGGUUUCUCGUGCAUCUACGGCAACAUCAGUCCUCAUCAUCCUCCGUACACCUCAACUUGUGAACUAAAGUCCAGAUCCUUCUCCAAAAAUUCAUUCCUGACUUUCAAUAGCCUCAAGCAGAGACAUAGAUUUACGUUGAAGCUCAAAUUCGCAACAGUUCACGAAAAUGGUCUGCUUCUCUACAAUGGCAGGUAUAAUGAGCUUCAUGAUUUUAUAGCUCUUGAGAUUUUGUCAGGAAACGUUGUCUUCUCAUUCUCACUCGGAGAUUCCGUUGAGAGUGUAACAGUUAACAGGGAAGAGAAGGUGUCUGAUGGUCAAUGGCACACAGUAGAAGUAAUCUAUUUUAACAGAACUGUUACCCUCGCUCUGGAUGACUGUGAUACAGCCCUGGCUCUCGGGGGGAAUCUGGGAAAUCGUUGGAACUGUGCAAAUCAGACUACACUCAAACUUGACAAGCGUUGUACGUCUUUAACAGAGUCCUGCCAUAGAUUUUUGGAUUUAACUGGACCUCUGCAGGUAGGAGGACUCCCAAGGAUUCCUGCGCACUUCCAAAUUCAAUCGCAUGACUACAUCGGAUGCAUCUCAGACUUCUACAUUGAUAGGAAAUUUGUGGAUCUCAAUUCGUACGUGGCUGACAAUGGAACUGUUGCAGGAUGCCCUCAGAAGGCCCCUUCGUGUGCUUCAGAGCCUUGCUUCAAUGGAGCAACGUGCCAUGAAGGGUGGGGAAUUCAUUUGUGUGAAUGUCCUGAAGGAUUUACCGGCAAUGCUUGUCAGGAAUCAGUUCCACCGCCGUGGAGAUUUGCAGGAGACGGUGUGCUGAGCUUCAACCCUCUUCUUCGACCGAUUCAGCUGCCCUGGCUUACAGCUCUGUCAAUUCGAACACAUCAACGAGAUGCUUUCCUCAUGCAAAUCCAAGUUGGACAGAAUAGUUCAGCCAUUGUUAGUCUCAAGGAAGGCAUCCUGCACUACAUCUACAACGGUGAACCUAUGUUCCUGUCUGGAGUAACACUUUCUGACGGAAAAUGGCACAGGAUUGAGAUUAAGUGGCUUGGAAUGGAGAUAUCUCUGUCAAUUGAUUAUGGUCAGAGAACGGGCGUUGUGCCGAUGUCUCAGAAAAUUCAAGGACUCUACGUUGGGAAAAUCAUUAUUGGUGGACCUGAUGGAGUAACUCCGAGCUUGGCAAAUUUCGGCUACUACGAAGGAUGCAUUCAGGAUGUGAGGAUUGGAGGACCACAAUCCGUUCUCAAUAGACCCACAAUGCGGGAGAAUGUAAUUGAUGGAUGCGCAUCAGCAGCUCAAUGCCCAGAUUCUUGUCCAGAUCACUCGGUUUGUGUUACAAGCUGGGAUGAAGCUCAUUGUGAAUGUUUGCCAAGCUAUGUUGGCAGUGAGUGUGCUCCUGUUUGCACAGUUAAGCCCUGUAGUUCGGGAAUAUGUCGCGUCGACGGGCAAGACCGGAAGAGUUAUCACUGUGAAUGUAAUUCCACAUUCAGCCAUGGGGAGUACUGUGAGCUACAGAUACAGCAACCAUGUCCUGGUGGAUGGUGGGGAGAACGCGGUUGCGGCCCGUGUCGCUGCAAUCUCAAACAAGGCUACCAUCCUGAUUGCAACAAGACCACAGGACAAUGCUACUGCAAGGAGAAUCACUAUCAACCCGUUAAUGAAACAGCCUGCCUUCCGUGUGAUUGCUACUCAAUUGGAUCCUACAGUGGAUCCUGCAAUCGCCUUACAGGACAAUGCGAAUGCAGGGAGGGUGUUAUUGGAAGGAGAUGUGAUUCAUGCUCCAAUCCUUACGCCGAAGUAACGCUGAAUGGUUGUGAAGUUGUCUACGAUGCAUGCCCGAGAUCUUUCUCAGCGGGGCUUUGGUGGCCAAGGACACCAAUUGGGCAUACAGCAACGGAGAAUUGUCCUUCCCCAGCUAGGGGAAAAGGUUUCCGGGUAUGCGAUUCGAAAGGAUGGAGUCAUCCGGAUAUGUUCAACUGCACAUCAGAACCAUUUAUUGAGCUCAGAAGGCAAUUGUCGCAGAUGGAGAAGGAAGAGCUAGCAUUGAACUCUUUUGUAGCCGUGAAGAUGGCGUCGAAUCUGCAGCAAGCCUGUGAAAUUGUGGGCAUGUCCAGUGGUGGGAAAACAUCGCAAAAUCUCUCGGUAAACUCCUACGCUGUGGAGACGUCGCUUCUACCCAAAGAGGAUAUUUGGAGUGAUAAUUUUGAGAUGGAUUACCUCACGCAGGAGUUUAGAUUCUUCCACGAUCGCCUGUAUGGAGCUGAUAUUCUUGUAACCGAAGGGAUUCUGCAUGAGCUCAUCAACUACGAGAUGAUGCAAAGUGGUCUGAAUUUGAGUCACAGCCAGGAUAAGGACUUUAUAAGGAAUCUAGUUUCAUGCGCCAGUGUUAUCCUUGAUCAGAAGUACAGCAAUGAAUGGAAGAAGCUAACAAGCCUAACUAUGAGAGGGCCUAAUGAUCUUAUUGAUGCCUUCAACAAGUACAUGGUUGUCCUUGCUAGAUCUCAGCAUGAUACCUACACAAAUCCCUUUGAGAUUGUUCAGCAAAAUAUGGUCCUGGGUUUGGAUAUUGUAACGGCUGAAUCACUCUUUGGGUACGAACCGCAGCAGCUGAGUGAAUACCACAAGAAGCAGGUGACGAAGAAUCAAUUUACAACGGAGAGUGUUGUCCUUCCGGAUACGAGUUCCUUCCUGCAGCACUCAUCGCGACAGAAGAUCCCCAUCCUGUCGUUCCCGAAGUACAACAACUACAUUCAGGAUAAGUCAAAAUUCGAUAAACAUUCCAAAAUUCAAAUUCCUCUGGAUAUGCUGGGAAUUGCACCACCGGGAAAGGACGAGAUAACGCAUUCUAUGUCGGAGUAUCGAGCUAUUGUAUCCUAUGCACAGUACAAGGAUGCUGGGGAGCUCUUCCCGGAUAAUUUCGAUGACACCGUCACACGUCGCUGGGGUGUUGAUGUCCAAAUUGCCAGUCCGAUCCUUUCGCUUGCCAUCCUUGUUCCCAGCACAAAGGACGGAAAGGAAUCUGGACGAAGAAAUGAGAAGACUGAUUUAGAUGAUAGCAUCAAGAUUCCCUCCAAUGAUAUUGAACUGAUGGAGACACACCGUGAGGAGGUGCCUAAACUCAAUGAAGAAAUCCGCAUAAUGGCGCAUGAUCUGGAUGACACCAUUCCCAAUCUUGAGAAUAUUCCGGAAGUCCGUUUGCAUACGCCCAGUGAAUCACCAUUUGCCCUGGAGAAGCCCGAUAAGCGACUCCCGGAAUCAGUUCAUGGGGAAAAUGAAGCAAUCUACGAAGACAGGAGACGAAUCUUUAAACGAGAACUUCCACAUGAAGGGAAUGAGUCCACAAGUGAGGUGGCCAAUAGUCUCAUCUACCGCUCCCUCGGAUCUCCACAUCUCCUGCAACCGAUCAAGAUCCAAAUGUGGCUGAAUAUCGAGAAGAGUCGCUUUGGGAUUCGAAGUAAUCCACAAUGCGUUCGUUGGAAUAGCUUCACAAAUUCCUGGACACGUAUUGGAUGUCAAACGGAGAUCCCAGACUAUGAAAUGAUCACGGAUACGUCCACGCUGCUCAUUAAUUGCUCCUGUACACAUGUCUCCAACUACGCUGUUCUUGUGGAUGUUAUUGAUCCGGAAGAUGUGCCUGAACCAUCACUCCUCGUACAGAUUUCCUCCUAUUCGGCUUUCAUGAUUUCACUGCCAAUCCUUCUUGCUGUUCUCAUUGCCCUGGCCCUGCUGCGUGGCAUGCAGACAAACUCCAAUACAAUUCAUCAGAAUCUGGUGCUUUGUGUUUUUGUGGCGGAACUUCUGUACUUUGUCACGAUGCAAGCUCGAAAGGAUUUGCUGAACAAUGAGUUUCCCUGCAAGUUGAUUGCAAUCAGCCUUCAUUACGCCUGGUUGGCUGCUUUUGCCUGGACAACGGUUGACUGUAUUCAUCUGUACAGGAUGUUGACGGAAAUGCGGGACAUCAAUCACGGACCAAUGGGAUUCUACUUUUCUCUCGGCUAUGGAGCUCCUGCCAUCCUCGUUGGGCUCUCCGUGGGCGUAAGGGCUCAUGAAUACGGCAACAGUUUGUUUUGCUGGUUAUCAAUUUACGAAGCAGUUGUUUGGUGGCUAGUUGGACCAAUUGCUGGCAUGUCUGUCCUCAAUCUCCUCAUACUCUUUGUAUCGGUGAAAGCAGCCUUCACACUUAAGGACCAUGUUCUUGGAUUUGGGAAUUUGCGGACACUUCUGUGGUUGUCUGUUGUUUCUCUUCCCCUAAUGGGGGUGAUGUGGGUACUUGCUGUACUGUCAGCUUCAGAGAAUUCUCAACUUCUCAACGUCCUUCUGUGCGUUGUGGUCUUCCUGCAUGCAAUCUUCUGCCUCAUUGGGUACUGCAUCAUUAACAAGAGAGUCCGGGAGAAUCUCCAUCGUACUUUUUUGCGGUGCAUGGGGCGGAAGGUGCCGCUAUUGGAUUCUUCUCUUGUGGUCAGCAGUAGUUCACAGAAUGUCAACCCACGUAGUCCCGGGGGCUUCCUUGCUGGGACAUAUGAGUCAACACGCAGGAAUAUCGGGAUAAGUGCUUCGUCAACAACAUCAAGGAGUACAGCAAAGACAAGCUCAAGCCCCUACAGGAGUGAUGGGCAGCUGAGGCAUACGUCAACAUCAACAUCCAACUACAAUUCCGACGUUCCCUCGUACAUGAGGGGCUACGAAGGACGCCCGAAAGAGGAGAAGUAUCGCCGGCGAAAGGAUUCCGAUUCAGGAUCUGACACAGAUGGUCGUAGUUUGGAUCUCGCUUCGAGUCACUCGAGUGAUGAGGAGGAAUCCCGCGUGGGUGGCAAUACAACCAAUUCCCAUCGAAGUGGGGGCGUCGGUGCAACGCCAUACCUUCCCAACAUUACGGAGCACGUAACAGCAUCCACUCCACCUGAGCUGAAUGUUGUUCAGAGCCCUCAGCUCUUCCCCAGCUUGAAGCCAACAAUGUAUGCUCCACGAUGGUCAAGCCAGGUGCCCGAAUCCUACCUCCCAACGCCCACGAAUGCAGGACGAUGGUCCCAGGACACGGGAUCGGACAAUGAAGUUCAUCCGCAUAAAGCUAAUUCACCAAAUCCACUGCCAAAUCCCGAUCUCACCGAUACAUCCUACCUCCAUCCGCACAGCAAGAUGAACAUGCCACCAUCGAUCCUGGAAAACAUCGCGGAGAACUACAAUUUGCAGACAACCGUUGAUGGGCAAAUGUACGACAAUGAGCGAUAUAAGUACGAAAUGGACAGAGAGAGUCUCUAUGGGCGCAAGAAGGACUACCAGGAUAACUACGGGGACUACGAUACGGGUGCCUAUAUGCAGAAUAAGAUGCCCUAUGCGUCUGGGAGUGAGGACUACGAAUCGACACAGAUUGUCAAUCACAUUCGACCCUAUCACAAUCAUCAUGAGAAUCCACCAUUUCUCCAUGAACGCACACAUGGGUACCUCGGUAGUCAGACUGGGUCGCCCUACAUGUCCAAGGAGCACAUUGCAGCAGAACUGUACAGCCCCCGGGAGACUCACUACACCCUAAAGUCUCCUCCUCUCUACGGGGAAUCAAUGCAGAGUGUUCAUUCAAUGCUUAAGAAUGAUUACCAGCAGCAACGACCUGUGGACUACCAUUCAGACCGCAUGUCGGAGACAUCAGACAAGAACUCAUACAAAUUUCCCUUUAAUGCUGAAGAGGACCACUCCACGUGCACCGUGAAUCGCCUGCACGGUGUCAAUGACAUCAACAAUCCUGGCGUUUUGCCAUCGAGUAGAUUGUCGUCCCGUCAUGGGUCGAGAGCCUCCUCCCCACCCACAGGUGUCUCCGUGGCCCCAAUGCAGCCGCUUGCCCCACUCACGAGCAUCACAGAUACGAGCGAGAUGGCUACUGAUGAUGCUGAGACAACAGUUUGAUGACCAUAAAUGAGCAUUAAAUUAAUUAACUUCUAAAGGACUGUUUAAUUGCAAACAUUGUCAGAGAGAAUUUUAAUAAAGUGUCACGUAGAAACAUUUUAUUUAAUGACGAGAACAAUGGGUACAAAGUGGGCAAGAACGUGAAAAAAAAUUCUCUCAAAAGCCAUUUGACUGUUUAAAAGCAUUUUUUUUUAAUUUUUUAAAAUUUUUACAAAGUAAUUCUUGUUUUAUUAAAUGUGUAACUUAAGGUGAAUUUUUUAUGUCAAAUUGCCAUUUUAUUUAGAUGAAUUUAAGAUGAAAUUUAAUUGAAAUAAGUAGAUUAAUUUAAGAGAUGUGUAAAUAAAUCAUGUACUGACUGCAUUUAAGGACCCCCUCCGUGUUAUAAGGCGUGUGUGACAAUGUCGAAAAGAAAAAUUCUUCCUUAAUAGAAUUUUAGAGAAAAGGACUUAAAAACUGAAUGGAUUUAGUUUAAGGAGAAAAAAUAUUUCUAAUAAUAGUCGAAAUUGCUCAGACAAUUCAAUGUAAAAUCUUUCUGAAGACUUUAUCAAAAAAAAUUUCCAAAUAUUUGUAACUUUUUUAAAUUCUUACGCAAAGUAAUAUUUAUAUCAAAAAUGCUUCUUUCACAACAUUCCCCCCGAGAUUUUUAGCUUUUAUAAUAUGAGAUUUGUAUAGAAAGCAAGAGGAUAUAGAGGAGACAUUCCUGGAUGUUCCUUUAUUCAUGCGGAUCAAUAAAAUGAUAUAUAAAAGGCGGAAAGAGCGAGUGCCUCGUGUUUAGUUGACGAAUGGAUGUGUAGGAAAAGUCAAGAUAUCCCAGGGAGUGUUUAAUGUUUUUAUUUGCUUUAAAAAUUUGUCUUAUUUUGUUUAAAAAUUCACGAAAUUAGAAUUUAGAAUUUUAAGCUCUGAUUCUUCCUUCGAAAAAGCCCAACUUCUGUAUUUUUUAAAGAAAUUUUCCUUUAAAACUUUCAAAAAUUUCAUUGAAAAAUUGCAAACAAAUCCUUUCUGCGUGUCUGGGAUAUCUUGUAUAGGGAAAAAUGUAUUGAAUAAGUUAUUUAGAAAGAAUACUCUUUUAUACAUAUAAAACACCACAAGAAAGGAAAGCUUUCCCCCGCCCCCUCCGACAGUAUUCAUAAGAUGUGUAUGUUAUUUAAUUUCCUAUACUCCUUCUGUGCAAUGUACGGUUUUUUUUCCAUUUUUCGUCAAAAGAAUUUCCUCAAAAGGAAAUUCUUCUUUUUCAUUUUUCAAAAUUCAUUCUGAAUGAAUUUCCUCUGAAAAUGUAAAAAAAAAAUUGAGGAAACUAACAGUGCAUGAGAUUUAUUUGGUGAGAAAAAAAGAAGAAGAGAAAGAGAAGAAAAUCAUAUUUAAGAACACAAUGUCGUAGUAAUUCCCCCAAUGAAUUGAGAUGGAAAGAAUAUUAAAUUGUGAUUUAUAUUUGUAUAUUAUAUAUACACAAAUAAAACAUUUAAACAAUUUCCCAA
Molecule: messenger RNA, 12540 nt
Organism: Lutzomyia longipalpis
Lineage: Eukaryota; Metazoa; Arthropoda; Insecta; Diptera; Psychodidae
Gene: stan
Product: protocadherin-like wing polarity protein stan
Exons: 8
Coding region: 557-11065 (3502 amino acids)
Biological process (GO): cell surface receptor signaling pathway; homophilic cell-cell adhesion; G protein-coupled receptor signaling pathway
Cellular component (GO): plasma membrane
Molecular function (GO): calcium ion binding; G protein-coupled receptor activity
Source: RefSeq, a predicted model, not a curated record